Orbicella faveolata is the source of this 2579-nucleotide messenger RNA. Its product is annotated as actin-binding protein IPP-like. NCBI's taxonomy places the organism in Eukaryota, Metazoa, Cnidaria, Anthozoa, Scleractinia, Merulinidae. The record is from RefSeq and is a predicted model, not a curated record. Gene Ontology annotation, molecular function: protein binding.
UUUAGCUUUUUGGCACUCUUGUUUCAAUAAUCUCCCACCCCCUUCCUUAAAUAAAUGUCUCCCAAUUAAAGGUAUUCCAGGAUAAAUAAUAACAUUAUAAUUGGCAGAAUUUAUGUAACACUAAUUCAUAUAUUGCAUAAUAUAUUAGUGUUUUACAGUCAUUGCAAAAAAUAAACUCCUCUGUAAUUUCUAACAAAAAUCCCAGGGAUCAUACAUGCAACUAAGAAAAAGACUAUUAAAGCAUGAUGGCUGUCAUUUUGUUUCAUUUGCAAUGUCCAUUUCUGGUGCCAAGUUUGAAGAACACCACUUAAAUAUUUCAAGAGAUAUUCUUGAUUAAAUAUUGUACAGUUUUAGUAGAGCAAUUUAUGAUGUCAUCACUUUCGAAUUCCUCAUUUGCAUAUCUGGAGGAUUGGGGUUGAGUGAGCCCGCGAACUUUUGCUCAAACAGCAAACAAAAUGGAGGACCAUCGAACGGUGAAAGUAGACAAAAUCUCGUUUGCCAAAGGACAUUCAUUCAAGAUAUUAAAUAAGUUGCAUUUAUUAUGGAAGGAAAGUUCUAUGUGUGACGCGACUUUGUUAGUUGGUGGCAAAGAAUUCUCCGUUCAUCGAGUUGUUCUUUCGGCUUCGAGUCCUUACUUUCAUGUUAUGUUUACAAGUGGUAUGGCCGAAAGCUACUUGGAACAUGUUGAAAUUCACGGUGUAAACGCUGAUGUCUUCGGUACAAUUCUUCAUUUUAUCUACACUGGUGAAGUUGAGGUCAACGAGGAUAAUGUCCAACAGCUCUUACCAGCAUCAAAGAUGCUGCAAGUGGAAGAUAUCGAGGUGAUGUGCUGCGAUUUUUUGAAGCGUGAACUCGAUUCGUCGAAUUGCGUUGGGAUUUACUUGUUUUCAGAUGCUCAUUCGUGUUCACCGUUGUCUAAAUCGGCGCUGGAUUUCAUUCACAGAAACUUUGUCGACGUUUCCAAACAAGAAGAGUUUUUGCAACUUACCAAAACUGUUUUGCUUGAAUUGUUGGAGUCAGAAGAGCUGAAAAUUGAAUCUGAAGAACAGGUGUUUGAAGCUGCCAUGCGAUGGGCUUUGCAUGAUAUCUCCAGAGGAAGAGAAGCUUUGGGUAAUAUUCUUGAACGAAUAAGACUCCCGUUGAUCUCCCCCAAAUUCCUUGAGAAUUACCUCAUCACAUGUGAGAGUGCAAGUAUUCAAAGAAUGUUGGCAAGAUUACUUGAAGGGUAUCGCAAUUACCAAUCAUUAGCCCGUGAGCAACAGCGGGUGCACACCCAACCAAGGCGUGCUUCCAGAAAGUGCUUUUUUAUCAUUGGAGGUUACAGUCGACGGGUUGGAGGGCGGUGGAGUGACACAUCAUCUCUUUUCACUGUUGAGAAAUUUGACUCUUUUUUGCAGACCUGUGACAGUUUCACAACAGCACAAUUGAGCUUUGCAAGGAGUGGGCAUGCAGUUGCUUCAAUUGGAGGCCUGAUAUAUGCAAUUGGUGGUGAAAAUGAUUCGUUAAUUUACGACACUGUCGAGUGUUAUGACCCAGCCUUAAAUUCGUGGUCACUUGUCGCGCCCUUAACAGCACCCCGUGUAGCGUGUGGAGUUUGUGUUGUAGAAGACUUUAUGUUUGUGAUUGGUGGUUGGGUGGGAUCUGAGAUUGCAGAGAAUGUUGAGAGGUAUGAUCCUGACCUUGAUCGCUGGGACAUUGUGGGUAAGGUGGAAACAAAGAGGUUUCAUCUUGGAGUUGCUGAGAUGGACGGAUUAAUUUAUGCUGCUGGUGGUUUAAGUGAGUUGGGAGAAGAAUUGAAAGUGUUUGAGUGUUACAACCCUGUUAGUGAUACAUGGAUCAGACAACCAGACAUGCGUCACAGAAGGGCAUACCUGGGACUUGCAGCGUUAGGAGGCAGCUUAUAUGCCGUAGGUGGCUCCAAUGAACCAGACGGGGCCUUGGCUAGUGUUGAGCGCUUUGAUCUGGACAGAAACCAAUGGACAGAAGUGGUCCCUAUGGAGAAGCCAAGGGCAGGAUUGGCGGUCGCAGUUAGCAGUGGGUUAUUGUAUGUAUUUGGUGGCCGGACCACCAGUGAAGAGUACUCACCUCCUGUCACACUAACAGGUGUUGAUAUGUACGAUCCAAAGAAGAAGAAAUGGAAACAUGUGACAGACUUGUGUUUUAGUAGGUGCGAUUUUGGUAUUGGGAUUGUUUAGUCUGAUGACGACACUCUUACAAGCCUGUACAUGAGCUAGCUGUGCAGGGGCAUUCCAUGACAAACCCAACAGCAGCAUGGGAGACCAGGCUGUGAAGAUGUGCUUUCACUUCUUGUCAAGUCUCUGUGCAGGUAUCAGUCUUGCUCCUAGAGUCUCUCUCCUUGUUGACUGGGAGUGAGGCUGCACGACUACUGACUGAUAAAUUAAAUAGUGGUUUUUAUUAUACAUUGAACUCGCUAUCUCUUUUCUGAUUGGCCAAAAGUGUACCGUGAAUUUCAAAAUCAGCACCUGUGAUGUCAUCUAGCUGUAGAUUAGACAAUAAUCAUGUCAAGGACACUCAAGGUCAGAGGUAAUCAUGUCAUGUAUGACUGCAGUGCAUGAUUU